AUGGAUCUCAGCGCAGACUUUGAGCGAGCGCUGGAUGAACGAGAUCUGUCGGGAAUUCUGCAGGAGAUGCGGAGACGGCCCGGGGAGAUCGAGGUGCAACAGGCCGCCAGCGAUGCCAUUUUCCGCUGCGUGCAGCACAAUCCCAGCGCCGCCAAAGAGGCUGUGGCCUUGGGCGGCCUGCAGGACUUGUCGGGUGCCAUCAAGGGCAACGUGGGUCAUCGCGACCUCUGCACCGAAGCCUGCACGGCCCUCUGGCGCCUCUGCCGCGAGGGCGGCUUCGCAGUGGCGCAGGCGGCCAUUCAGCAAGGCUGCUUUGAAGCUCUAAAAUCAGUGUUAGAUGCACACCCAGAAGGAUCCGCUCCCAAUGAGGCCGCUUUAUUAGCCCUGGGCUGUUUGGCGGAUCAUGGCAUGGUGAGCUUUGGUGGCAAGGAUCAAGUGCAGGAGAUGGGUACGAAGAAACAGAAGGGCAAGGCCACGGCCUUGAUUCGCAUCAUCCCUGAGCAAGGCUUCUGA
Cladocopium goreaui is the source of this 513-nucleotide messenger RNA. The record is from the annotation of a GenBank genome assembly. Lineage: Eukaryota; Dinophyceae; Suessiales; Symbiodiniaceae.